This is a messenger RNA of Babjeviella inositovora NRRL Y-12698, 4998 nucleotides long. RefSeq lists its product as uncharacterized. Bases 1 to 4998 code for a protein of 1665 amino acids. NCBI's taxonomy places the organism in Eukaryota, Fungi, Ascomycota, Pichiomycetes, Serinales. The transcript has 2 exons. Gene Ontology annotation, cellular component: endosome; trans-Golgi network. The record is from RefSeq and is a predicted model, not a curated record. Gene Ontology annotation, biological process: Golgi to endosome transport.
AUGUCACAGAACUCAAACACCCUCAUGCGAAGGGUGGCCUCCCCCUUCAAGCGUAAAGACUCAUCCCUACUCACCCCCGCGGAGAGGCGCUACUCCCAACAGAUCGAAAAGGCGCUUGCCUUCUUCGAAACGGUUCUGGAAUGGGCGGACUACAUCUCAUUUCUCCACAAGCUCCAGAAGGCGCUUAGUGGCUUCACUCACAAUUGGAUCCCGCAAUCGUUUGAGGUUGCGCGUGCGUUGGGGCGGUGCCUCUCGCCGACGUUACCUAGCGGCGUCCACGGUAAAACUCUCGAGACCUACGCACUUGCGUUUAACAUUUUGGGCAAGGAUAAGCUCAAUGAGGAUAUUCACAUGUGGCUCCCCGGAUUAUUACCGUUGAUGUCGCAUGCGGCGAUUGCCAUCAAGCCACAGUUGCUCCAGUUGUACGAGCACCAACUCCUUCGGUUAGACGCUCGCAACCUCCGCGCGCUCGCCAAGCCAUUGAUUUUGUCGCUCUUACCAGGGCUAGAUGAUGAAGGAGCGGAGAGCUUUGAUGCAGUACUAAAGGUGCUUGAGGAUUUGAAGGUGCGGAUAGACAACGAUAAUCACUUUUGGCAGUGUCUCUUCUUGUGCAUUGUUACCUCUGCCGAUAAGCGCCAGGGGGCCCUAGCAUGGUGCACCAGGAAGCUCCCAGACUUCAAUUUCCAAGAGAGGCUCAGUUUUUUGCCCCAUGAAGCCAGAUCCUGCGUUUCGCCCGAUGUUGGGCUCCUCAUUCGUGCGUUUUGUGAGGCACUCGCUGACGACAACUUGUUUGUGCAGCGGGGCUUUUUCGACUUGCUCGUCACCCGGAUUGAGCUCCGUUCGGACGUGCUUCAGGUGUUGUGCAGUCCUAGUGACCGCGAAAAGUUGGUCAUGAGCGCAUGCUCUACUGUCGCGCGGAAGGACAUGUCGUUGAACAGACGGUUGUGGAAGUGGCUUUUAGGUCCGGAUGAGCCAGAAGAGUCCAAGACGAACGAGAACCCCCCAGAGGGACUGGAGGGAUCUACGCUUGACUGGAAAACCCACUACUUCCAGCGCUAUGGCCUUGACAGCUUAUCCACCGGCUUGCUCAACCUUAUCCACGGCUCAAAGACCCGGGGUACUGCGGAUUCCCAGAAGACUGAGGCCUUCAGGAUUUGUCUCGCCAUCAUGGACAAGUGGGAGAUCGGCCAUUUGAUCAUCCCUCGGGUUUUUCUUCCGGCGCUCAAAAGCUGCCAAGAGGCGUCUCUGGACGUUCUCACCUCCGCUGGUGCGUUGUUUGACGCCAUCGAGGCAUUUGACAUCUGGUCAGACCUCCACAAGCUCGUCGACACAGACUUGACGUUGGUAAGUUUUGCCCUCCAGCACUUCAACGUUGAUGACGAGGAAAUGAUGGUGCAGCACAUGCCCUUGCUCUUUCUCCGUCUCCUUGUCAAAUGUGAAAGCCUGUGCGACGAGCGUGAAAUCGCUCAGUGUUUGGAGAUUUGUCAGGAAAUGAUUACACUUAUCCCGGAACGCGCGUUCUUGCCCAUUGACGUUGGUAUGAAAACACUCACAGAGAUUCCCCUGAGCGCCAACGAGACUUCCGCUGAGAUCUCCGAAUCUUCCAGCGUUUCUGUUUUGCUGAAAUUGCACCAGUACUACGCAAGCCAAACCCGUGCGUUCCCCUACACGCAUGCUGACCUUACAGCCUCGUUGUUGGACCGGUGUGCAGCCCUUGUAGAUACCUAUCUCCAGAAACCCUCCCCUCAAGUCUUCCGGUUCUCAGCGUUGCUCUGCGACCUUGUGUCGAAGAUCCCGGUAGGCGCCACCCCCUGGCGAUGCUACGCGCUUUAUGACACAAUCAGCAGCUUACCGGAGACCACCUCUGUACCGCUUGCACUUGCGGUGUCCAAGCUUUUUGGGCCAGUCGUAAAGGCGUGCACUGCGACGGAGAAAUCGCGCUUGGUGAAGUGCACCCUCGACAAGCUCUGGGACGUGAUGCUCGAACACAAGGGGAAAUACCAAGUCGAGGCGGUGCGCAGCAUCUGGACCAUGGAAAUGAGCGUGGAUUCGCAGUAUAUCGAGGCUGGACUCUGCGCUUUGCUUUUGAAGGCCGAUCCCCGGAGACGGAUGCUCGCUAUCAACACUUUGUGGACUCACACGGCGCUGCUAGGCGAUACAGUGUCCCUCCUCAAGAGACCAAUCUGGCUCGUCUUGGACGAUUUGGCCGCGCAGGGGACCUCGCAGCGCGAUUUGUGUUGCGAGUGGAUCCUGACCGUGGUCAAUGGCGGUACGGCUAACCGAUUUUUCAACGUCAUUACUCAACCAUUGUUCCAUCUCUCGUUCCUUACGGGCGAGACGAUCGACGAUCUAGAAGCUACCCAUUACCACUUGAGCACCGUGGUGAAUGUUUUGCGCGUCACCCCGCUCGUCACCACUGCGUUGAAUAACGAGUUAGUUACUAUCACAGACAAUCUUUCGUUGGAGUUCAUCCAAAAGAACGACUGGGACGUCUCCACUUACAAGUCGUUGCUCCUCAGCGUAUGUUUGAGAUUUUUGGCUCUCAGCCCCCCUGAAGAGGCCAUCAACGAUGAUAUCUACGGGAUGUGCGUGAGGGAUGCCUUGGACAUCAUAGAGCUAUUGGUUGAUGGUUCCGAGGGCGAUUUUGAGAAAAUCAUCGCGUCUACCUUGCAGUCGGCCGAGACAUUCUUUGACGCCGGUGAUUCCCAGAAGCAGACGAUUGAGGUGCAAUACCUCGCGUUAGCGGAGAAAGUGCUCGUGAUGGCGAAACACAAACGGUUGCACUUGUUCGGGACUAGCUCCCGGUUGGUGGGGUUUUUGGUGCUGGGCAUUUCCAAGGCCGAAGCUUCCAUCGUAGUCCACCACUGGGUCAAGCUCCUCUCCGCUUGUUUGCCUUUCUUCUCAGAAUCGCUUUUCCUGGCGGUUUUCAGAUUGUGCGACUGCUUCUGUCGCAAGAUCACGGACAUAUUCAGUUGCAUCGAGGGCGUGCUCUACGGUGUGAGUAUGGAGGGUAAUCUCGGCGAGGCUGAACGGUCGAUUUCCCUUCUUAUCAAUGGCUUAGAGUCUCUCUUGCUAGUCACCCACCAGAGGUUGGGAAGGCCAGACGAGGCUGGGUUAAAUCCUGGCGAUACUGGCUUCUUUGGCAGCGUCUUACAGGGAGUAUUCCAGUCUGAUAACCUUGCGUCAAAAAGUGACGAUAAUGAUCGUCUUAGCUUAUUGCUCAGCUUCCAGAACGCCAUCAAGGUUUGCUUUGGUAUCUGGUUGUGGUCAGAGGAGCGCACGAAGGGGUUCAGCAACAACGAGGUUCUCUCUGGAAAGUAUGGCAUCAGCCCGCAAGACUCCACGGCAUUUGUUGCCACUCGGUUGAAGUUCCGCUGCAAAAAGCUCAUGGAAACCUUGAAUGCACUCGAACCGUUGGAAACAUUGGAGUCUUUGGUGUCGUAUAAAUCCAGCUCUAUAGAGUACGAAUCAUUGAUCUUCAAGAUUCUUAACGGACUAGAUGGAGGGAAGCCGCUCGUGACCUUCGAGUCGAUUUUGCAAACGUUAGGGUCCCAUUUCAGCGAUGCCCCGUCCUCCUCGUUGCUAAACCCCGAUGUACCCGAGACAAAGGUUGCCCAUCUUUUGGUGGGUUACGUAGAGUUUCUUGACAACGAUGUGGUGGAAGAGCUCUGGCCAGUGGCCUUGGUUUUCUUGAAAGAAGCGUCGGUGCUGGCCAGUUAUAAACCGAUAUACCCCGAUUUGUUGAAACUUGUUGCUAUUGUGGGCCACAAGUUGCACAAGUCUAGUGAUAGAAAGCAGAAACGCGAGAUGGCGGAUGUUUUUACCAAGAUUGCACUUCUGGCGGUCAAUCUAGGCUCACGGUCUAUUCAUUUGGGUCUUGCUGAAAAAGACAAGCCUCUGCUCAGCGAAACAAGAGAACUCUCGCCUGAGCUCGCUUCGACCUCCAACGACAAUAUGGUCAACUGCAUGAUUUCCAUUCUUCCGUAUAUUCCCGAUCUUUUGACAGAUUCUGAUAGGAUUACCGCUUUCGUCAAUUCGGUGGUGAGUGGGUUGGUGCAGCCGGCUUUCAAAGGCAAGUUUGCUGUUUCAUCCCAGCUUCUUCGUCUCUUGAUUGAGCUCGGAUCGUUAAAUCAGACCAAGAUUUGGAGGCUGGUGGUGUCCGAACUCUUCAUGGAUGCUAGCUUCUUUGGUACCAACAAUCCUGAGUACAGGGAGUUGCUCGUGACGUGGGCCGAGCCCGAGAAGGAUGACCGUCUAGCCGACUUGCUCUUCCGGGUGCAACCAUACAACCCCAGCUCCACGCUCUUCAACUGGAACGAAGUUGAGAUCACCGCGCGCGUGCUUCACUUGAGAAGGAUUGUCUAUCUUAUCAUGAUUGCCCCCAGGGACUUCUACAUGUCCACAUUGGAUGACCUCAUGGUGCGUCUUGCGGAGAUCUUCCACUCGCCAACCAAGCAGUUGAAGAGGGAUGCCUUUGUCUGCCUCCGAGCGGUAUUGUUGAGAUUCACUCAUUCGCAUCUUGUGCAGUACUGGCCAUCAAUCAUUGGGGCGUUGCAGUCGCUGUUCAUCGAGGUGAUGGACGGAAACGAUGACAGCAUCGACGUAGUUCUUGGAGCUUGCAAGCUCUUAGAUAUGCUCAUCAUGGUGGCACCCGAGGAGUUUCAGUUGUACCAGUGGCUUUUCAUCACCGACAACGCCGAUGCGAUCUACGGCGAUAAUGCCACCACUUUAUCAUUGAUCGACCGCCUCAGUAAAAUGGAUAUGAACGACAAAACAGAAGAGCUCGAACCGAUCCUAGAUGUUACAGUGAAUGUCAAUUCCACAGAUCUCGACGCUAAGCGACCGUUAUUGGUCGGUGUCCAGCGGGUACGGAGGCUCAGAAACUUGAAGCACUUCUUCGAGGGAUUGAGCAUUGCGUUCUACGAGCUUGUCUACCGUGGUGGAGAGUUGGAUGUGAAGUCGUGCGAAGAAGACGUGUUUAGCGAUUUGUUUUUCUAA